AUGCCAAAUAGUGAGAAACCAUUUUCAUGCCCAGUUUGUCUUCGGCCAUUCUCUCAGAGUUCAUCUCUUGUAACACAUAAAAGGACACACACUGGUGAAAAACCAUAUCCAUGUAAUCAAUGCGACAAAGCAUUCACUGAUAGUUCCACCCGCACAAAGCAUUUACGAACUCACACAGGCCAAAAGCCAUAUCAGUGUCAUUUAUGCUUAAUGCGAUUCACUCAAUCUGGCAACCUCCAUCGCCACAUUAAAACCCAUCGAGAUGAAAAUUUAUGCGAAGACAAUAAUAAAUAA
Molecule: messenger RNA, 294 nt
Organism: Dracunculus medinensis (Guinea worm)
Lineage: Eukaryota; Metazoa; Nematoda; Chromadorea; Rhabditida; Dracunculidae
Source: the annotation of a GenBank genome assembly